This is a messenger RNA of Nematostella vectensis (starlet sea anemone), 3555 nucleotides long. RefSeq lists its product as uncharacterized. Gene Ontology annotation, molecular function: nucleic acid binding. The record is from RefSeq and is a predicted model, not a curated record. The coding region runs from base 1 to 3555 and encodes 1184 amino acids. The transcript has a single exon. Gene Ontology annotation, biological process: DNA integration. NCBI's taxonomy places the organism in Eukaryota, Metazoa, Cnidaria, Anthozoa, Actiniaria, Edwardsiidae.
AUGGGGUCGGAUUUAAAGAACAUCAUGAACUCCUUACCAGGCCUCUCCACCGAGGACAAGAAAGACCCAGACAAAAUCAUUCAAGAGCUUAGAAAGCAUUUUAUACUCCAGAGGAAUGUCCGUUAUGAGCGGUUCGUUUUUGACUCAGUUGCUCAAAAAACCGGCGAGACCGUCGAUGAGUUCAUUGUCCGUCUGCGACAGCAGGCCGAGCCAUGUGAGUUUGGGGCCCUGAAGGACUCCUUGAUCCGGGACCGCAUCGUUAUCGGCACCUCAGAUGAAAGCGGAAGGGAGCGGCUACUGCGAGAGAGACCUGUUCCAGACCUUGCUAGGGUAGUAGUAAGUUUAAGGGCUGCAGAGAUUUCAAGAUCUAACAAGCAAGUGAUAAGUGGGAAACCAGAACCGGAACAUAUCCACCACAACAGAGGUCGCAACAACCGUGCAAAGAAAAGAGGUGCUCCCAGAGGCCCAGGCAACAAAGGCAGUGAUCAACAGACAGGUUCUGGCUCUUCAGCCUUCGGCAAAUCCACACAACCGCCAGAAAACCAGCAGCAGACCCCGCGUUGCCGCUGGUGUGGAAGACAGGCAGUUCGCCUUCGAAAAGACUGCCCCGCCAAAAAUAUCCAGUGUCACAACUGCCAGAAGAUUGGUCAUUUCGCAACAGUGUGCCAAUCAGCUAAACAAGUCCAUGAAGUGGAUGGCCAUGAUGACAGCAACUUGGACACCUUCUACAUGAUGGGCGAAGUAAACUCUAUUAGCGAGAACUUCUGGUCAGUGGAAUUACUUGUCGAUGAGAAUGCAUGCGACUUCAAGCUGGACAGCGGGUCCAAGGUAACAGUUGUCAGCGACCAAACACCUUGGAUCAAAGGCAUGCAGCUCGAGGAAGUCAAGACUGAGUUCCGAGGUCCCGGUGGAGUAAAACUGUCUCACCUCAUGAAAGGGCAGAUCACGAACGCAACAUUUCAAGCCGGCGAUAAGGCGCACCACGAGAAUGUCUACGUCAUGAGUAACCAGAGGAAUAACCUCUUGUCCAAGUCCGCUAUCCAGGCACUUCGACUACUCGUUCCGGCACCCAAAGUAAAUAACAUGGAAAAGUUGCCGAACUUUAGGGAAGAAUUCCCCAAGCUCUUUAAGGGCCUUGGCAUGAUGAAAGAGCCCUACAAGAUACCGCUGAAAGAAGACGCAGUACCAGUCUGUCUGUACACUCCACGUCGUAUACCGCAUCCACUGUUACCCAAGGUAAAACAGAAGCUAGAGGGAAUGGUCGCCCAGGGGGUCAUAUCACCUGUAACCACCCCUACUGACUGGUGCUCCGGGAUUGUCAAUGCCCCCAAGAGGAAUGAAGACGUCAGGAUCUGUGUGGACCUCACCUCACUUAACAGGGCCGUGAAGAGGGAGUUCCACCCAAUGGCAAGUGUAGAUGAAAAUCUCCCAAAGCUGAAAGACCGCCAGAUCUUCUCGAAGCUUGACGCCAACUCUGGCUUCUGGCAGAUUCCACUCGACGACGAAUGUAAGCUCCUCGCCACCUUUGUGACACCCUAUGGUCGGUUCUGCUUCAAUCGACUCCCAUUCGGGAUAAGCUCCGCACCCGAAGUCUUUCAACGUACCAUGUCUAUGACACUGGAAGGUUUAGAAGGCAUCGUAUGUCACAUGGACGAUAUCUUGAUCCAUGGACCCACGCAAGAGGUUCACGACGAACGUGUACGUCUAGUCCUCGAGCGUCCUCUCAAGGCAGGAAUCACGUUGAACGACAAAUGCGAAUUUUCGAAGCAAAAGAUUAAAUAUCUGGGACACAUAAUAUCCGAGAAAGAGGUUGAAACUGACCCGGAGAAGAACAAAGCUAUCCAAGACUUCCCAAGGCCCAACACAGUUAAAGAGCUACAGCGCUUCAACGGCAUGGUCAAUCAACUUGCCAAGUUCCUUCCAGACCUUGCCAAGAUCAACGAGCCCCUGCGCCAGCUGCUAAGAAAGGAGCAACAAUGGCUUUGGGAUCAGCCACAAGAACGGGCUUUCCAAGAGAUCAAGAAGAAGCUGACAUCUACUGAAGUCCUAGAACACUAUGACCCUGGAAAGAGAAGCAUUGUCGCCGCAGACGCAUGUCAAGAUGGCCUUGGAGCGGUCCUUAUGCAGAUUGAUGACCUUGGCAACCGCCGCCCUAUAGCUUACGCUUCCCGUUCACUCACAGAUGCAGAGAAGCGGUACGCCGUAAUCGAAAAGGAAGCACUAGCAGCCACAUGGGGUUGUGACAAGUUCUCCGAUUACAUCCUGGGGACAACAUUCUCUCUAGAAACAGAUCACCGCCCGCUAGUACCCUUACUCGCAAGCACCGAUCUAACAAAGCUCCCGCCAAGAAUCCUCAGGUUUCGAUUGAGGAUGGCAAGAUAUGCACCAGACGUGAAGUAUGUCCAGGGGGUCCACCAGAACAGAGCGGACGCCCUGUCACGUGCCCCGACAAGCAAGCUAACACUGGAGGAUCUAAAGCUUGUAGCUGAAGUUGAGGAGCAAAGUGGGUCUGUCUUAAAGUCAAUGCCCGCGACAGAGCAGCGGUUGGAAGAAAUCAAGGCAGCUCAAGAUAGUGAUGCAAUAUGCAAGCAAGUAAAGAGCUAUUGUCAAGACGGAUGGCCACUGAUAAUGCCAUCAAAACCACUCCUCACGCCGUAUUGGGAGAAAAAACAACACAUGACGGUUACCAAUGGGCUUCCGAUGUUUAAUGACCGAAUAGUCAUUCCGAUGUCCCUUCAGUUACAGAUGCUAGAUGCGAUUCAUGAAGGCCACCUGGGGGUCACAAAGUGUCAAGGUCGUGCCAGCUACUCAGUGUGGUGGCCACUCAUAACAAAACAGAUUGAAGCUAUGGUGAAUAAGUGCCAUAUCUGCGCCAAGCUGCGUCCUGAGACGAGAGAGCCCCUAAUGGCACUGUCAUUUCCUGAGAAACCAUGGACUCGUCUAGGCACUGACCUGUUCGAGCUAGACCGGAAGACCUACAUAAUUGUAGUCGACUAUACAAGCCGGUGGUUUGAAGUGAAAGAGCUCCGAAGCAUAUCAUCGUCUGCAGUUAUCAAAGUCCUACAGGAACUCUUUGCUACACACGGCAUCCCUCAAGUCAUCAUGUCUGACAACAGUCCCCAAUAUGCAAGCCAUGAGUUCAGUGCCUUUGCCAGAGAAUGGGGUUUCAACCACGCAACCUCUUUGCCAAAUUACCCCCAGGCUAACGGUGAGGUUGAGCGAGCGGUCCAAACAGCCAAGAACAUCCUGAAAAAGAAUGCAGACCUACACCUCGGCUUACUUGCCUACCGAUCAGCUCCUCUAAGGAAUGGCUUGACACCUAGUGAAAUUCUGAUAAACCGGAAGCUCAGGACCAGACUUCCAGCGCCUCCAGAAGCAAUGCAACCCACAGACAUUGACAAAGAAAAGAUGAAAGCUAAAGAAGAGGCAUACAGGGAGGCCUACACAAGAAGCUACAACUUGGGCACCGGGUUAUAUCACUCCCUGCCCUGGAGGAAGGAGAUAAAGUGUACGUCAGAGACCAAGGAAGAUUUGGAGAAGUACAAGAGAGGCUAA